AAAAGAUGGAUUCACUGAGUCCGACGUUGCGGUAGGUACAAAAUCACGAUACGAGAUCCAGGACGAAUCAGUCCUGAUGCACCGUUCGAAAUAAAGCAGCAGGACUGAUCGCGAUCGCGACAGACAACCAGCGGCGAAAAAUUCACGGCUCCACGGCCCGACACAAUGACGCAGCCGCCUUUUUGAUGUCAAACGAUCAGCCUGAUGACGACGCCGCCAACGAUACAGAUCUGUCUACGGAUAAGCAAAUCCUGUUGCAAAAUCUCGGUGGUAAACGAUCGUGUGUCGAGGCUGUGACGUCCGGCCACAAAGCUUCUAUCGAGCAAAGAACGAGGGACGAAGGAGGCGUAAAGAGAAGCUUGGCCGAUCAGAAAGGGAGCGAUGAUGAGUCUCGGGUGUCCGGAGAUAUUUGUCGAAUAUGCCACAUGGGCAGUUUCUCAACGGUCGACGAGAAUCGAGCCAGUUACGAAAGACAGAACCAACCUAUUCGUGGAGUUGACAGUCAAACGUCGACAUUAUCGUCCUACGCGUAUCUCGGCCCUUUGAUCUCAGCUUGCAAGUGUCGUGGGACAGUAGCGCUGGUACACGUAGAAUGUCUUGAAAGAUGGCUGACAGAAUCGGGUCACUCUAGAUGCGAGCUUUGCGGCUACAAGUACGCCACUAAAAGAGUACCACGUCACAACAUCAUCCGUAGUGUUGUAAUAUGGUUCAAUACCGUGAUAGUGACUCGACAAAUGCUUCUAGAUAUAUUGUAUCUAGUAGUCACCACGCCAUUAGCCCUGUUUUCCUGCUACAUCUGUGUCCUGGCUCUAAGAAUGUUGCUAAAACGAGGCCUGCAAGAGAUGCCCUGGAUGAUCGUUGCCAUGCUUCCCACUUGUUCCCUUACUCUAAUCGCUUACUGGGGUUGGAUAAUUACUCUGGCCAGACUGCACGGGCGUAGAUGGCGCCGUUAUUGGAGGAGCAAUUUCGUCAUACGUUUGGUUCCUGACGACUUCAACAACGCUGAAACGAAUUCGAGGCAAGAAAGGACCGCCGGUAACCAUCUUCACCAGCAGAGGUCGUACGCGGACGACGAGACGAUGGAAAUACGCGACGUCACGUCGAUCGAUCGGUCGGAAUGAAUCUACACGCAAGAUUUAAUUGCUGGUAAUUUGGUUUCAUUAAAAGGCGGCUCUAAUCGAGCUGGUUACUAACCAUCGAGGACAAUUAAUCGCAUCAAACUGCAUGAGUUUCCACGUCGCUUCCGGUUGUCUGUUAUCUUCGUACGAGAAUAAAUCGGAAAGUUGAUAUAAUUUAUAAAAAUCAGCUGUCAGCAUCAUGUUCGCCAUUAUUCUUGCAAUAGUGUUAUUUAUAAUUUUGGUUCAUCUUACGAUAACGAUUAAUAGUGACUUGCUCAAGAUUGUUGUGAAAUUUCAAAUAGCUGCGCUGUUACUAAUAAAACAUUAAUUCUACUAAUUAGGCUGUUACUAAUAAAACAAUUCCAUUGUACGAUGGCUUGCUUCUUUUUAUUUCGCUGUUAUUGUGAGUAAUCUUUGCAGGAAGAAGUAGUUCUCUUUUCGUUUUCUGAUUUCUGCAAAUUGAAUAAAUUAAAA
Bombus impatiens (common eastern bumble bee) is the source of this 1592-nucleotide messenger RNA. RefSeq names its product E3 ubiquitin-protein ligase MARCH3-like. Gene Ontology annotation, biological process: protein ubiquitination. The transcript has 6 exons. The record is from RefSeq and is a predicted model, not a curated record. Gene Ontology annotation, molecular function: zinc ion binding; ubiquitin-protein transferase activity. Lineage: Eukaryota; Metazoa; Arthropoda; Insecta; Hymenoptera; Apidae. Bases 186 to 1121 code for a protein of 311 amino acids.